AUGGCGGAAGACCCGUAUAUGGCUGACCAAAAUACUCCGCUUCUCGUCGGCCCCAACUCGGAGUCCGAAGGGGAGCUCCUCUUUUCGCCUCUGGUGGCAGAAAUGACAAAAUUACUCAAAUCUUCCGUACGCCUGGUCCUUGUUUCCUACUUGCAGUAUUGUCUUCCCUUCACUGGGCUUCUUUUUGUGGGCCGCCUCGGAAUCGAAGAGCUAGGGGCUGUUAGUCUCGGCUCCAGUAUCACCUGCAUUACCGCUUAUGGGGUUUACCAGGGACUUUGUUCGGGAAUGGAUACACUGUGUCCGCUUUCCUAUGGCUCGGGCCGGCCGGACUUAGCCGUUCUGUACUUGAGACUGACGCUAAUCCUCCUAGCAAUAAUCACGGUCCCUGUUGCAGUUGGCUGGUGGCAUAGCCAAUAUAUCCUGCAAGCACUGGUCUCUCCCAAGAUCGCAGUUUUAACCUCCGAAUACUUACGCGUCUCAUUGCUCGGCCUACCCGGUCAUGCGGUUUUUGAAACAGGCAAGCGCUUCCUGCAAGCCCAAGGGGUCUUCAAUCCACCAAUAUAUCUCCUCUGUUGUACCGUACCUGUCAAUGCCGCUUUACAUUGGUUGGUAGUUUACCAACAGCAACGCGGCUUUAUCGGUGCACCCAUUUCAGCGGCUCUUUCCGACACAUUUCUCGGAGCGGGUCUUUUGACAUACGGAAUUUAUUUCUGGAUGGGACGGGCUGAGCUUCGGAGUCCGUCGGUCACCAAUGCAGGGGCACACUGGUGGAAGCUGCUACGCCUGGCCUUGCCGGGAUCUAUUACGGUACUAGCCGAAUACCUGACAUUCGAGCUAUUGACUCUUGGAGCGGGGAAGAUCGACGACACCAGCCUGGCGGCGCAAAGCUUGCUUAACGCGACAGUGGCAAUUGCCCUCCAGCUCUCAUUUGCAGUUGCGAACUCUGUGACUUUGCGUGUGGCAACCCUCAUGGGUCAGAAGCGGCUAGAGCGUACUAAGCUUCAUAUCAGGGUGGCCUUUGCCACUGCCAUUAUGGUGGGGCUUCUCAACAUGGCUCUGCUUAUGACCUUGCGGUUCUGGAUUUCCCGCCAAAUCUCAACAUCGGUCGAAGUACAGGCUCUGGUCGUCCAGACAAUGCCCAUCUGCGCAAUCAUGCAGGUAUUCUACGCCACAGCCGAGUGGUUGAAUGGUGUCAUGAAGGGCCUAGAAAUGCAGCAAACGGCGGGAGUUCUUUCCCUGAUUUGCCACUAUACUGUGCGUCUGCCGGCCGGUUGA
This is a messenger RNA of Penicillium longicatenatum, 1275 nucleotides long. RefSeq names its product MATE efflux family protein. Gene Ontology annotation, biological process: transmembrane transport. The transcript has a single exon. The record is from RefSeq and is a predicted model, not a curated record. The coding region runs from base 1 to 1275 and encodes 424 amino acids. Gene Ontology annotation, molecular function: xenobiotic transmembrane transporter activity; antiporter activity. Gene Ontology annotation, cellular component: membrane. NCBI's taxonomy places the organism in Eukaryota, Fungi, Ascomycota, Eurotiomycetes, Eurotiales, Aspergillaceae.